Molecule: messenger RNA, 432 nt
Organism: Malassezia sympodialis ATCC 42132
Lineage: Eukaryota; Fungi; Basidiomycota; Malasseziomycetes; Malasseziales; Malasseziaceae
Exons: 2
Coding region: 1-432 (143 amino acids)
Source: RefSeq, a predicted model, not a curated record
AUGCGUCUCGUGUGCUGGAAUGUGAAUGGAUUGCGGACAUUAAAGGGGUAUCAGCCGUGGUUCCAGCUGCGCAACUGGGAGGCGUGUGUAGAGGAGCUCCACGCCGACAUGCUGUGCAUCCAGGAGGUCAAGAUGACCCGGAAGCAGCUGACGCAGGAUCUGUGUGUGAUGGACCAGUUUGAUGCUUACUACGACUUGCACCCAUCCAAAGGCUAUGCGGGCACAGCUACGUACAUUCGAAAGUCGGUAUGUGUGCCUGUCGCCGCUGAGGUUGGGAUCACGGGACACACUGGCCGCGCCAUCGGACCGCCUAUUUGCGAGUUGCCUGCGUCGGUGGAUGCGGCGCUGCUAAAAGCCCUGGACGCUGAGGGGCGUUGUGUCAUAGUCGACUGCGACCUGUUUGUUCUGAUCAAUGUUACGUGCGGCGUCUGA